AUGGAAGCCCUGGGUCCCGGAGGUGACUGCACCUCCCCGGCCUCAUCCACUCGCAGCCUUGACUCGCGGCGGUUGUCUGCGCCCACCGAUUUGGCCUACAGCUCUCUCUCCGCCGCCUCAGGCGGUCCUGAGCCUCCAGAGCCUUCGCCAGGGACCCAGGAACUUCCCUACCUAGACUGGGACUACGUGCGUAUGGUGUGGGGCGGCCCGGCCCCCGCCGCCGGGCUUCGCACUUCCCCACAGCCCCGGCCCGCGGCCGCCGCACGCAGUGGGCCUCGUCCCCCCGAAAAGGGGACCCCGGGACCGCUCAGCCGCCAGACCACCCCGCUGCUGUACGCGCUGGCGGCCGAGGCCGAGGCCGCGGCGCGGACCGCCGAGCCGCCCAGCCCGCCCGCCUCGCGGGCCGCCUACCGCCAGCGGCUGCAGGGCGCGCAGCGGCGAGUGCUCCGGGAGACGUCCUUCCAGCGCAAGGAGCUCCGCAUGAGCCUGCCCUCCCGCCUGCGGCCCGCGACCCCCGCGCGGCCCUCGGCCGAGCACCCGCGCUCCGCCUCACUCAGCCACCCCGGCGGGCAAGUAGAGCCGGCGCGCUCGGGGGCUCCCACCCAGCAGCGGAAGUGGUGCUUCUCAGAGCCAGGGAAACGGGAUAGCCUGGGUAGGGGCGCUGGGUUGGCGAGGCAGUGCUCGGGAGAGGUCUGCUCCAGCUCUGGCUUCAUUAGGCCGGAGCCUCGGGAAUGGCAGCAGAGGACGCUGGCUGAGUUCGAAGGUCACCAGAUCAGAUGGCGGCCUGCGACCCAGCCCCCAAGCAUAGAGGACCCGAAACCCCCGCCCUUGAAGUUUGGCAAUGCCUACAGGCCUGCCGGCAGUCGGAGUCGGAGCGCUUCCGGGGAAGUCUUGGCGCCCUGGAGAAGUCCAGAAGGUGUCAUGCCCAUUGCCCAGGCUGUUCCCCAAGGAGCAGAAACCCCCAGACCACCGUUGCCAACCAAACUUAACAGGUUCCUGAAUCAGAAGGAAGCUGCAGAAGUGUGUCCUGCAGAGGGCCCCCAGAGCGGUCCCUCUGACUGUGAGCAGAGGGGCUCAGAGAACUGCAUUGUGUCUGCUCGGCUCCCAUCCCUUCCUAAUGAUGAAGUUUUCCUGGAAGAAGCCCCCCUGGUCAGAGCAAGAUCACCUGCAGACUCCCAGACUCUCCUGGGGCUCCCAACCUGUGUCCAUGUCUCUGACCAGGAGUACGGAGCUGGCUUGAGCCAAAGGACUGACCAAGUUAUAAUCCCCCCAGAGCAGCCCCUCCAUGAGGACCCAGAAACUGCAGGGGUGGAUGAGUGUUGGCACGGGUUAAACGGUUCUGUGAAUGUUUCCAGGCCUACAUGCUGUAGCCCCCCUGAGACUGCAAAUGGUGACAUCCUUACAUUUGACCCCACUGGACUGCUGACGACUGUUUCCCCCACAGCUGCAGAGACUGACCUCAAACCUUUCCCAGGUGAUACCCUGGGACCUCCAGACAAUGAUACCCCAAGGCCCCCUGACCACAGUGCCCUAGCUUGGGGCUCUGGGGAGCCUGGUCCCAGGUCAACAUGGCCCAGUCCACGCCUCGAGGAGCUGGUUCAGGAGCUGGCCAGAUUGGAUCCCUCUCAGAGUGACACUUUCCCCUCCUAUCCCAGCCCAGAGCCAUCCCUGGGUCUGCUAGAUGGACUGAUUCCGUUAGCUGAGGUCUGGGCUGCAAUGAGACAAGGCUGUAGGGAGGCUGGAGAGGAGGCUGCUGGUAAUUCUGAGCCAGGGUCCUAUCUACUUAACUCCACCCAGCACCUGCCAACUUCUCAGGAGGAGACAAGGCCUGAAAACCUUACCACCCACGUUGUGCCUGACCAACCAUGUGACCAGGGCACUCCAAAGCCAAAUAACAGCAUCCAAGCCAAGAAAGCAGAGCUGGCGGACCUCCUCCAAAAGAUGCUAAGGGACCUUCAGGCCGAGCAGAAGCAGCUGCAGGGAGCGGCCCAGGCUUGGGCCAGGCGCGGAGCUGCUCUGGAGGCCGCCGUCGGCCAGGCCUGUGCACCCCACGAGCUGGAGCGGUUCAGCCGGUUCAUGGCCGACCUAGAGCGCGUGCUUGGCCUCCUGCUGUUGCUGGGCAGUCGCCUGGCCCGCGUGCACCGCGCCCUAGCCCGGGUGGGUGCCGACAGCGACCCUGAAGAGCAGGCCUCUCUGCUGCAGCGACUGGGGCUCCUGCAGCGGCAGGAGGAAGAUGCUAGGGAGCUGAAGCAGCACGUGGCGCGGCGGGAGCGGGCCCUACGCGAGCUGCUGGCGCGCGCACUGCCCGCAGAGGAGCUGAGAGCCUACCGCACCCUGUUGGCCGGCAAGGCCGCCGUCCUGGCCCAGCAGCGCAGCUUGGACGAGCGGGUCCGCCUUAUUCAGGACCAACUGGACGCAGUCAGGAACGACCUUGGCCGUCAUCCCUCGCCUCCCAGGCCGGCCUUCCCCUCAGGGACCCAUCCUCCGGAUAAACCGCCCUUCCCCCCUCCCCUCAUCUAG
Molecule: messenger RNA, 2520 nt
Organism: Rangifer tarandus platyrhynchus (Svalbard reindeer)
Lineage: Eukaryota; Metazoa; Chordata; Mammalia; Artiodactyla; Cervidae
Source: the annotation of a GenBank genome assembly